Messenger RNA from Symbiodinium necroappetens, 1521 nucleotides. The record is from the annotation of a GenBank genome assembly. Lineage: Eukaryota; Dinophyceae; Suessiales; Symbiodiniaceae.
AUGGCGCCGCGUUGGGACAAAGAGAAGGUCGCCAUGCCUGUACCCCCGGCUCCUGUGGCCCAGACACCGCUUCUGCCGGAGCCGUCGCCUGCGGAGCUGCGCGAGCGUUUGGAACCCGAGCUCGUUGCCGCUGGCCUCUCCUGGGACGAGGUAGACGAGCACCUCUGGUCAGAGCUGCGCUCUGUUGGAGAGCUUCGGCGAGCCGCAGCAUACCCCCACACCUUCCCUCGACGCUUGGCUGCUUUGUGCGCUCCGCUGGGACGUCGAAUGGCUGCUGCCGAGGUGCGGAGCUUCCUCGAGCCUGAGUUAGCCAAGCACUCCAUCAGCUGGGAGGACUUCGUUGGUGGUGCACAGCCGCCACUGGAUGACAUCAGCCCCGCGGACCUCGAAGGCUGUCCACGGCAGCCAGACGUCCUCGCUCGGCGGGUCGCCGCGGCUCUGCGGCCUCACGAACCCGCAGAGGCUCCACAGCCAAGCCUGAGCCUGGUGGAUCCACAAGAGGCCCCCUACGUAGCCUCGAGCUUGCCUCCUGCGGAGCCUGCACCGGUGCUGGACAUUGGCGAACGAGACGUCGAUCGACAAGGACCUCAAGACUUGCCGGACAAAGCGCCGGCGAACAGGAUCAGUUCCAAAGAAGGACUGCCAAGUGAGGAGGCGCAAAGGUCAAAAAAGGAUAAGCGGCGGGACAAAAAGGACAAGAAGGACAAAAAGGGCAAAGGCGAAGAUGGCUGUCCGGGCUCGGGAGAAAUGCCGCUCGGGCUCAAGUACAACACUCUCUCCAGGAGUAGCCCAUGCAUCGUGGCUGCGCACAAUCUCCGCGAUUGGAGUCUGAAUCGUCGGCGCUUGGUUCCUGAGCAGACCGCCAGCUCACCGGACUUCUCACACCUGGACCGCAUUGACCUCAUCGGAGGAAAUGGCAGGUGGCGCCAGAUACGCGCAGAAGAGGAGUUUGCACGGCGAGCAGUAGAAGAAGAGAAGCGUCUCCGAGCGCAGCAGGAGGAAGAGGAGAAGAGGCGCCAGCGGAAGCUCGCCCUUCAGGCGAAGCGACGCCGUCUCCAGGAAGAGGAAGAGAGGAGACGGAAAGAAGAGCGUGAACGCCAACAUCAAGAGACGGUCCGGAUCGAGGAGCUAAAAAGGAUCGAGGAGGAGCGUGAGAGGCAUCGCAAAGAGCAGGAGGAGAAGGAUUGGCUGGCCAGGCAGCCCAAACCAUGCCAGGUUUGCUCAGGCACCGGGAAAUGCAUACAAUGCGUGGGCAUCGGCCACAAUCCGGUGCUGUACCUGGCGGCUAAUGUGAACGGGAAAAACACGAAGGGAGACUAUGGCAGGCGACUACAAGGCUGUGAUGGCUGCUUCGGAUUCAAGCAGAACAUGAUGGCUGAUCUGAAAAAGGGCACUGGUCGUUGUCCAAGCUGCGAUGGCUGGGGCAAGAUCAGACCAGACAUAGACCUUACCUCGCCGACCGGCCGAACGAAAAGGAACAGCGUCUGUGCUGCGCCAACCGGCUUUUUCUCUAUCGGCUGA